ACCUUCUCUCCUGUGCAUGUGAAUGAGUGUGGGUGGGUCAUCAAAAAGAGAUUGAUUCCCUUAACAGGUGCUGCGUGUUUCUGUGAGGGGGUGUCUGGCGUUUCUCUCUACCCCUUCUGUCGGCUCGGCUCGGCUCGGUGAGAUUUGUUUGGAACGAAAUUUGGGGACUUAGGAAGUUAAACAGAAAACAAAUAAAAACUAAACUUGGGUGAAAAACAAAUCCAGCGACUGAAGAAUUCCGCUCUCUGCAGAAAGGAAGGGGGAUGGAAUUCUAAACUUUUUUGUGGGAGAAAUUUGGAGCCUGAGAGAUUUCUGGGCUUCAUAGAGACAUAUUUCCACAAAGGGGGACAGUUGGACAUUUUGUGAACCUGGUUAUACUUGUUAAAAAACAAAACAAAACCAAAAAAAAAACUAUAUUCUCCUGAACGUAUUUGAAACAAAGGGACAAAAAACAUUUCUGAAGAAACCGAAGAAAUGUUUCUUUUUAUUGAAGGAACUGAAUCAAUUCUUCAAUAUAUUGUUGAACACAUUUUUGGGAGUAUCUUAACACUAAACAUAAUUGUGGAUUUUUUUUUUUAAAGAAAAAAAUUAAUUUUUUUUUAAUACUUUACACUUUUUUCGAAAUUGUUGAGGCUAAAUCUGGAACUUUUGAUACAAAAUGUUUAUAUAUAUAUAGCUGAAUUAAUUUAAGAAGACUGAUUGUUUUAGUUGAGUUUGAGGAGGGGGUUUAAUUGAAUGAAUAAAAACAUAAAGGAGGAAUCAUGUAUAUUGGAUCUUUUAGUUGUAUCUCAAACAUUAAGACAACAACCAUUUGAUGUAAUAUUUAUUGAAAUUAAUAAAAGUUCCUGAUUUAUCUACACUAGAAAAGUCAGCUAGAUGCGUUCAAUUAUUUUACUGAAACGCAAAAAUUUGACGGCAAAAUUCGAAAUCGUAAAAAAAAAAAGUCAACACCAUUUUUAUUCUAGUCUGUAAAAUUUAUUUUAAAGCAGAGAUUUCAUUUGACUUUUCUUCAUGUGUCUUUAUUUGUUUUAAUCUUAAAUUUUUUUUGGUUCAAUUUUUAUAUUUUUUUAUUCUGUUUUAAAAUCAGAGCUUAAGAUCAGUCGUUACAAAUCCCUCUUUUCAAGAUUACCCCCUCAUUUCCUGCCCUCACAAUCUCUUCUAAUUAUAAUUCAAGUCCCCCUUGCUGCCCCCGCCCCCUCACAGACCCCCUUUUAUUCUCACCCUCACAGAGCUCCCCUUUCUGCUCUCCACCUUACAGACCCUCCUUUGCGCUCCCUCUCACAGACCCCCCCUUUCCUCUCUCCACCUUACAGACCCCCCUUUCCGCUCCCUCUCACAGACCCCCCCUUUCCUCUCUCCACCUUACAGACCCCCCUUUCCGCUCCCUCUCACAGACCCCCCCUUUCCUCUCUCCACCUUACAGACCCCCCUUUCCGUUCCCCAUCACAGACCCCCUCCUUCUGCUCCCCCCUUUUCUGUGGCCCGUUGGCGAACUUUGUUGAAGUGGCGAUGUGGUCCAACUACUUCAUGCAGGAGGAGGACUCAGGAGGGGUGCGCGGUGUGGCAUGCGGGACCAGGGGCGGGGCCAGGGGCGGGGUGAAGAGAGGGGACAGGGGAGGGGCCUGGAGCGACAGCCAGGAGGGGAAGGUGAAGCUGGCUUUCUUUGUGGCGAUCGUGGGAGUGACCCUCACCAUGCUCGCUGUGGGGACGGAGUUCUGGGUGGAGCUCAGCCCCCCCAAAUCCCUCUACAACAACGACACCUGCCCCGCCGCGCACUUCGGGCUCUGGAAGAAGUGCUUCAAGCUGCUCUGGGUGUCCGACAUCGACCCGGAGAGGGAGAGCUGCGGGCCGGCCGAGCUGCCUGGAGAGGUGAACUGCACCUAUUUCAAAUUCUUCACAACAGGAGAAAAUGCCGUCAUAUUUCAGAAGACUACCAAGAAAGAGCUCAGUAUUGCUGCUGCAGUGCUGUGUCUGCUCAGUAUCACGAUGAUGAUCUUGGGUUCGAUGUGCAUCACCAUGGCGCUCAGUAAAGGGGUCGAGUUCCUCCUCAAGCCAGCCUCCUUCUUCUUCAUCCUGGCAGGUGUGCUGGUCCUCAUCUCUCUUGAGGUGUUCAGACAGUCAGUCUAUGCUCUCCUCUCCUCUGAUCACACUGUCCCGCUCCAUCACGAGUUCUCCUGGUCUGUCGUCUGUGCGGGGGUGGCGGGGGCAGUCCUCAUUUUCGGGGGUGUGUGCUUCAUCAUCCUCUCCUUACCCACAAGCCCCUGGGAGAAGUGCCUCCACAAAGAUGGACCAGAGUCUUGAGAGACGACUCAUGAGAUAUUUGAGUGACUGCCAAGGAAAAGCAAUUAGAUAUUGAAGUAAGGAGGCUGUGAAAGGGUAUUUAAACUUUAUGUAUCUGUAAUGUUGUUGAAGCUGACACCCUGGGAUCUUUCAAGAAGCUGCUUGAUGAAAUUCUGGGAUCAAUAAGCUACUAACAACCAAACGAGCAAGAUGAGCCAAAUGGCCUUUUCUCAUUUGUAAACUUUCUUAUGUUCUCAUAUAUAUAUAUAUAUAUAUAUA
Molecule: messenger RNA, 2559 nt
Organism: Acipenser ruthenus (sterlet)
Lineage: Eukaryota; Metazoa; Chordata; Actinopteri; Acipenseriformes; Acipenseridae
Product: voltage-dependent calcium channel gamma-6 subunit
Exons: 6
Coding region: 1510-2301 (263 amino acids)
Biological process (GO): calcium ion transmembrane transport; regulation of calcium ion transmembrane transport via high voltage-gated calcium channel
Cellular component (GO): L-type voltage-gated calcium channel complex; membrane
Molecular function (GO): voltage-gated calcium channel activity; calcium channel regulator activity
Source: RefSeq, a predicted model, not a curated record